AUGUCCGACUCGCGCUCAGGGCCGGUCUCAUUAGCACGGUACCGACCCAUCCUCUACCUUUUUACUGGUGUCGCUGCUGCAUAUGCGAUUCUUUAUGUUCACAACAAUGUCCUUUCACAAUCAUCGUCAACUCCACUCCGACGUCGAAAUGCUGUGCGGCGCACAAGACGAACAGAAGCCGAAGAACUCGGGAUCGCGGAUACCCCAUCUUAUCGAGCGAUUACCCAUCUCGAACAGCUCGAGCGGCAAAAUGGAGUAUACGGAACAUUUCGCAUUGAGACUGAGGAUGGGCGCCGGGUGGAAAGUGGUCUUCUCCCAUCACUACUUGCAACACGCGACCAGCUGAUGGAAGAGGUUGGCGUGCCACCAGCUCAUGCAGAGCGCAUGCGCGAGAUGAUGGAGGACACAUUUCUUGAAUCUUUCCUUGCGCUUGAUUUUCCAUCUGCGCAUACCCUUCCUGAAGAGACCGCAGAAAGAACCUACUUGACCGAACAACUUCAACGCCGCGGUAUCUCCCGGGCGGGUAUCGAAAGAGCAUUGGUUCGCUUCAACGGAGACGAAAACUAUGGAGAGGAGCUGCGCCGGCGGCGACAAAAUGGAGAACGGGUCACACUCUCAACUUCAACCUUCCCAGACGUGUCGGUGCCGCCACAAAAUCCUGAUGGUGGAGAAACGGUGGUAGACGAUCAGAGUGUAUUCUCGUGGCGCGAUGGAAACAACGACCCCUCGAACCGAGAAGGCCAAAAUUUACUCAACUUGCUCUACCAUAUUGCUGAGGAUCAGGCACGGAGAGAUGGCUACAUCCACCGAGGAGUUACUUGCAAUAGCUGCGGCGCCAUGCCGAUCCAGGGUAUUAGAUAUCGGUGUGCGAAUUGCAUCGAUUACGAUCUCUGUGAAACGUGUGAGGCGAUGCAAGUGCACAUUAAAACGCAUUUGUUCUACAAAGUGCGGAUCCCAGCCCCAUUCUUAGGAAACCCACGUCAAUCUCAACCUGUGUGGUAUCCCGGGAAGCCUUCAAUGCUCCCACGCACCCUCUCGCGAGCUCUCGCGAAGCGUCUCAUGAAAGAGACCAAUUUUGAAAAUACAGAACUAGAUGCCCUUUGGGAUCAGUUUCGCUGCUUAGCAAAUUAUGAGUGGGCGGACGACCCCAACAAGUUGCAUAUGGCCAUCGACCGUAAAACUUUUGACCGUUGCUUUGUACCUAACACCUCCAUCCGACCACCUCCCCCAAGUCUCAUUUACGACAGAAUGUUCGCAUUCUAUGACACCAAUGGUGAUAAUCUCAUUGGAUUUGAGGAGUUCUUGAAAGGGCUGGCCAGUCUCAACAACAAGAGUAACGAUGAAAGGCUGCGGCGAGUAUUCCGUGGUUAUGAUAUUGACGGAGAUGGCUUUGUUGAACGCAAAGACUUUCUACGUGUUUUCAGGGCAUAUUAUGCGUUGAGCCGAGAGCUUACCCGGGACAUGGUUGCUGGAAUGGAAGAUGACUUCUUGGAGGGCGGAGCCCGUGAUGUCGUUCUCGGUAGUCAGCCCAUCAGCUCUGCAUUCCCUGGCAGCAUCCCUUCGGGCGAACGCUCGCGCAUAGGUGAAGGGAAACGCUUGAACUCUGAGGGCGAUAUGGAAAUCAUCGACAAUGAGGGGAUCUUGCGACAGGAUGGGGACGAUACUGGCGAUCGUCAUUUGGUCAUAGGCGAUGCUGCUGUCAGGUCACAGUUUGGUCGAUUGCGGCCAUUGUUCCCAUCCUCGCUUCGUCUGCCACCCAACGAGUCUAAUACUCGCCCGUCGGGUCCCCAGGAAGGCGGUGAAAAUGAGGACGAUGACGACGACGGUAGCGAUACCAGUGGCUCGGACCAAUCUAGCUCGUCGGUGGCUAGCGGCACCUGGCCUCCAGCUGAGCAUAUACUCGAAGAGGACAUUAUCGAGGCCCUUGGAUCAUAUAUUCCUCAACAGGAGAUUACAGACCCCAUUGAUAGGGCUCGUGUCGCAGAUGCUGUCUAUCACAGAAUGCGCGAAGACGACCAAAGACGGGUGUUUGACGCUCGUCAACGUGGGAUCGAUGAACGAUGGAGGCGUCGGGCUUUCUAUACGGACGAAGAAGAUGGCGCCACCGCCCCUGAGGGCUAUGAAAAGGAUCCAGCCAUCGAUGACUACAGUGAUGAAGACGACCUAGAUGGACAGGAAUCGCACCCGCCCUCUCCUCGCUCACGGUCUUCGUCCAAGGUGCGAUUCCAGGAUGAUCUAACUGAUGACUACGACACCCGAUCCAACCCAUCAACCUCGUCACGCAGCAUUCUUCUUGGUGAACGAUGGGGCGGCUUUGAAAUCCCAGAAGUCGAAAAGGACGUUGGGAAGGAGAUUUUGUAUCAAGUCACGCAGCAAGGGUUCAACGAGCUUCUUGACAUUCUAUUCAAGCCAACAGAAGAUCUUCUGAUGGAAGUCUAUCGCACGCGGGCUGAUCGUAAAGUUUGGGCCCGUGAGAUAGAACUCGCCGAAAAAGAAGGCCCCUCAAAACGCGUCAAGCCGGAAAAUGCUCCAAGUGAGGAGGAACUUGAAGAAAUCACCAAGGACAGUCCGCUUGAUGAUCUACUACAGCGCUCUGGCUACUCGGUUCAAGGCUCGGUCCUUGAAUCUGCCAAUAUGGGGCCAGUCCUAGCUCCACCGUCACUUGAGGCUACUGCAUCAGACAAUGACCACGACGACGAUGGCAGCGACAGUAAUGGUGAUGACGACGACGAUAGUGUGGGACCAGCACAUCUCACCCAUCCUGAUCUUAAUGCAGAAAUUGGGCAAACACGGCCAUUCGAAGAAUCCGACUCUGUUUCUGCCGCAUCAUCUGAUUUCGAAGGUGACAUUGCCCCUCUACAGGCAUCCGAUAGAGAGCCAUCCAUCUAUAUCGAUGAAGAAGAGACGUGUUACUACGAUCCCACUCUCCCACAGCAUCGUCCUGACUCCGAGACACCUCGUCCCAGUCUUUCUUUCUCCGCAGAGCCAAUUGUCAUGGCCCCAGAACUAGCCGAUGACUCAGACUUUGAUUUGGAAGCGUCCCCACCCACGAGCACAACUCAUAACCUCCCCGCUCAACUACGACUCUCGCCUGGGACUACUUCCCUUCCUGCCCCUCCCUCUCCCCACUCCUCUCCCGAAGCCGAGGCCACAGCCCCCAAGCUUCCCCCUCUCCUAUGCAACCACUUCCGCCCCCUCACCGAAUCAAUGACCAGACACAUGAAGCUGCCGCGCCACGCCGGCCUUCACCAAAGACCUUGGCCCGCUGGGCCUACUUGA
Penicillium soppii is the source of this 3279-nucleotide messenger RNA. Its product is annotated as EF hand domain protein. The record is from RefSeq and is a predicted model, not a curated record. The transcript has a single exon. The coding region runs from base 1 to 3279 and encodes 1092 amino acids. Gene Ontology annotation, molecular function: zinc ion binding; calcium ion binding. NCBI's taxonomy places the organism in Eukaryota, Fungi, Ascomycota, Eurotiomycetes, Eurotiales, Aspergillaceae. Gene Ontology annotation, cellular component: cytosol; intracellular membrane-bounded organelle; membrane.